Drosophila busckii is the source of this 1787-nucleotide messenger RNA. Its product is annotated as insulin-like growth factor-binding protein complex acid labile subunit. The coding region runs from base 1 to 1686 and encodes 561 amino acids. The record is from RefSeq and is a predicted model, not a curated record. Gene Ontology annotation, molecular function: protein binding. The transcript is spliced from 3 exons. NCBI's taxonomy places the organism in Eukaryota, Metazoa, Arthropoda, Insecta, Diptera, Drosophilidae.
AUGUGGCCUUUAUUGCUGCUACAGCUGCUGCUGAGCUUUGACGCUCAUCAGGCGCAUCCUUUGCAGCUGAGCAACUGCAACAGCAGUCAGCUCAAGGAGUUGAGCAAUGUGCAGGCGUUGACAACGCUUACGCUUAGCAAUUGCAAACUGUCACAGCUGGAGAACGCCGCCUUUCUGCGUUACAAUCAGCUAUUGGAGCUGAAGCUGCAGCAUAGUGGGCUGAGCACGCUGCAGGACUUUGCAUUGAAUGGCUUGACGCGUCUGCAGCGACUCUCGCUGGCGCACAACAACAUAAGCCAGCUCGGCAGUUGGUCGGCUGAGCCUUUGGCAGCGCUAACGCUGCUGGAUCUGAGUCACAAUCGCAUUGCCGAGCUGCCCGCCAAGUUCUUGGAGCGCUAUCCGCAGCUGCAGCAGCUCAACUUGUCGCAUAAUCUCAUCAUGCGCUUGGGCGUUGACUGCUUUCAUGGUCUGGCCCAUCUCAAGCACUUGCAGCUGCAUCACAAUCAACUGCAGCAGCUCGAGAGCAGCCACUUUCUGGGUCUGAAUCGCCUCCAUAGUCUGGAGCUGCAGCAUAAUUUGAUCGAGCAAGUCCAGCCGGCUGUCUUUGAGAGCAAUGCCCAGCUGCGCACGCUGCGCCUGGAGAGCAAUCAACUCAGCCAGCUGCAGUUUCUGCAAGGACAUGCGCUGUCUCGUCUCUUGCACUUGAAUCUGUCGCGAAAUAAACUGCAGCAGCUGGAGCCGCUCGGAUUUGCGAGCAACGUUGAGCUACAGCAUUUGGAUUUGAGUCAUAAUCUGUUAAGGGAACUCCAUAAUGAUAGCCUUACGGGCUUAGAGUCGCUGGAGCAUCUCAAUGUCAGUCACAAUGCUGUAAGCCACAUCGAUGCGCAGAGUCUACAACAACUGAGUGCUUUAAUUCAACUCGACCUGAGCUACAAUCAACUGCAUGUCUUGCCCGAGUCGUUGCUGUAUUCGAACACCCAGUUAGAGCAAUUGGACAUAUGCAAUAACCAUCUACACAAACUGCCUGCCCAUUGGUUGCAACACUUAACGCAGCUGCAACAGCUGAAACUUGCUGCAAAUUCGCUAGAAAAUGCACACUGGCUGCAACAUCUGGCGCCCGGACUGAAUCGCUUGGCCUUGCGUGUGGAUUUGAGCGCGAAUCGUGUGCAAUCGCUUAAUCUGAGCAGCUUGUUGAACUUUCAGCAUGUGAAUCUGGCGGAUAACCAUUGGAACUGCAGCUGGCUGAUUCGAAAUAUGCUGCGUACACCGCCUGCCAACUUGAAUUUCGGACGUGUGUGGCCACUGUUGGCCGCGUCUAGUGAUGAUGUGCUGCAGGUUAAGGGCGUUGAUUGCUACGAUGGUCACAAGAAUCGCUCCAUAGUGCUGCUGGAUAUGGGCGAGCUUAAGUCUGAGCAGUCCACGCCAUGUGAUUGCGAUGAAAACAGCGAUGAGCUAACUCCACCGCCAUUGAGCUGGCCCAAAAUACGUACAGAUCGCUUUGAUUCCCGUUCGGUUAUCAUCUGGAUGUUGGUAGCCAUAGCAAUUGCCUUUGCGGGCUUGCGUUGGGGCAAGCGUUUUAUGGAUCGCACCGAAGGAGGCCGAAAGCUAAGACUUGUUAAUGGUGUGGUCGCUAGCAAAGUGGAUUAUGAGACACAUCGCUUAAACAAUGAUCGCGAUCGGCUGUAAUGUUGUGUUUUGAAUUUUCAAUUUUGUUUUUUGUACAUAAAUAUAUUAUAAUCUUGUCUAAAUACUUGUUAGACAAACUUGUCGCCCAAAUAUAAAACAUC